CUGAGUCCAGACGUCGCCGACCGCGUCUUUCCUAUCCGCUCUGUCGUUUCCGUCGACCCCAAUGCUACCCCUUCGCAUCGCUCCGACACUAGCAAUAAUGGUUAUUUUACCCAGACGCCUCACCAGGGCAGACGGUUUUCUACGGCUAGCGAAUCAGAUCACAAGGCUCACGACGCCUCAUCAAGGAACAAGACCAGUGGUUCUACAGAAAGUCAUCAGCACAAGUCUCAAGACCGCCAGAGUUCGAGUAGCGCGAACAAGAAACACCGGCAUUCGGCACAAUUGUUCAACGAACUCGCUUCUAGCAGAAACGAUAGCGACAAUCGCUCCACCGACUCGCGAAGCACCCGUCCACGGUCGUCAGAACGCGCACCUUCCAUGAAGAGUUUAAGCGCCACGGAUGAGACAGGGACUGGCCUGAUCACCGCUCGAUUCAAGCAUGUAGUAUCUGAAGGAGGCCACGCUAUCAUCACCGGCAGAGACGGAGAGACGCUCCAGCGCUGUGAAGACGAACCCAUUCACAUCCCUGGUGCCGUUCAAAGCUUUGGACUACUGAUCGCGUUCGAAGAAGAGACCGAAGGCAAACUGAUUGUGAGAGUUGUCAGCGAAAACUCCAAGAGGCUUAUCGGCUACACACCAAAGCAAUUAUUUGCCCUCGAGAGCUUCACAGAUAUUCUUUCCGAGGAUCAAACAGACAACCUUCUGGAUCAUGUUGACUUCAUUAGAGACGAAGAGGCAGAUGUGGGCUCGAAUGGGCCCGAAGUCUUCACCAUGUCAAUACGAACACCACAACGGAAGCUGCAAAAGCUGUGGUGCGCCAUGCACAUCACUGAUAAGAAUCCCGGUCUCGUCAUCUGCGAAUUCGAACUCGAAGACGACCCAGUCUAUCCUUUAGUUCCUCACAAUGAAGGGACACCCGACCUGCCCGAAGACACACUCAGCUCAAACCCAACAGCUGACGAGUAUGCUGAGAGCACAGAGAUCGCGAGCAAGCCUUUACGAGUGCUACGUAGUGCCAGGAAACGUAAGGGAGAGGCUGCCGCCAUGGAGGUUUUCAAUGUCAUGUCGCAAGUACAAGAACAGCUUGCAGCUGCUCCUAAUUUGGACAAGUUUCUCAAAAUCCUUGUCGGCGUCGUGAAGGAACUUACUGGUUUUCAUCGCGUCAUGGUGUACCAAUUCGAUUCCCAGUGGAACGGUCGUGUUGUGACCGAGCUAGUGGAUCCCAGGGCCACCAAAGAUCUUUACAAAGGAUUGAACUUCCCCGCUUCUGACAUCCCAAAGCAAGCACGAGAGCUCUACAAGAUCAACAAGGUUCGCAUGCUGUACGAUCGCGACCAUGAGACCGCCCGCCUGGUCUGCCGCACUGUACAAGACCUGGAGAAACCCUUGGAUCUGACAUACUCCUACCUUCGAGCCAUGUCUCCCAUUCACAUCAAGUACCUUGCCAACAUGGCUGUGCGGUCAUCCAUGUCCAUCUCAAUCAACGCCUUUGAUGAACUUUGGGGUCUGAUUUCUUGCCACGCCUAUGGUUCCAAGGGAACUCGUGUUUCUUUCCCUAUCAGGAAGAUGUGCAGGCUCGUUGGUGAGACUGCUUCACGGAAUAUUGAACGACUUUCAUAUGCCUCACGACUUCAUGCUCGCAAACUUAUCAACACUGUUCCAACAUCGAAGAACCCAUCCGGAUAUAUUAUUGCUUCGUCAGAAGACCUCUUGAAGCUAUUUGAUGCUGAUUUUGGUAUGCUUUCUAUCAGAGAUGAGACUAAAGUGCUUGGACAUGUCGAAGAGACUCAAGAAGCUUUGGCCAUGCUUGAGUAUUUGAGAAUGCGCAAACUCACCUCUGUCACUGCCACACAAGAUUUGAAGGAAGAGUUUCCCGAUUUACGUUAUCCACCUGGCUUCCAUCACAUUGCUGGUCUACUUGUUGUUCCGCUUUCUGCUGGUGGCAACGACUUCAUCGUCUUUUUCCGCAGAGGGCAGCUCCGAGAGGUGAAGUGGGCAGGUAAUCCUUACGAGAAAUUCGUUAAAGAAGGCACUGAGGGAUACCUCGAGCCUAGAAAGAGUUUCAAGACCUGGAGUGAGACAGUCGUUGGCAAGUGUCGCGAUUGGACCGAGGAGGAGAUCGAAACAGCUGCUGUCCUCUGCCUUGUCUAUGGCAAAUUUAUUGAGGUCUGGCGGCAAAAGGAGGCUGCGCUGAAGAACAGCCAAUUGACACGCUUACUUCUAGCUAAUUCGGCUCACGAGGUGCGGACGCCGCUCAACGCCAUUAUCAAUUAUCUCGAGAUAGCCUUGGAAGGCAGUCUGGACGAAGAUACACGCGAGAAUUUGUCCAAGUCACAUUCUGCAUCCAAGUCGCUCAUCUACGUUAUCAACGACUUACUAGAUCUCACCAAGACCGAAGAAGGCGGCAGUCUUACCAAGGAAGAGCCAUUCAACUUGUCUGCUACUUUGAGAGACGCCACAGAUCAGUUCGCUGGUGACGCGCGCCGCAAGAAGCUCAGCUACGACGUGAUCGAGCACCCUGGCCUCCCCGCCACUGUCAUUGGAGAUCAGAGAAAGGUUCGCCAAGCUAUAUCCAAUGUCACAGCAAACGCCAUUCAGAACACCAAGACUGGCGGAAUAAGCAUUGAGAUGUAUGUGCUCUCCAGAGAAGAACAACAUGUCGAGGUCGAGAUCACCAUUACCGAUACUGGAUGUGGUUUGAACAGCAAGAAGUUGGAUAGUUUGUUCAGAGAACUGGAACAAGUGCAAAGUGAAACGCACGAUAUGUUGGACGAGGAACCGGCUUUCAAUGCCAAACAGGUUGAGUCAGGGUCGGAAGAGACGCGCACUAUAGGCCUCGGUCUGGCUGUGGUAGCGCGUAUCGUCAGAAACAUGAACGGGCAAUUGCGACUCAAAUCUGUCGAAAACAAGGGUUCGCGUUUCACUCUGCAAUUGCCAUUCGAUCUACCUACCAACGGACAGAAAACGCUUGCAGGGUCCAUGUCAGAAGGAUCACAACGAUCCACGCUCAUUUCUGCAGGCAACGAGGGCGAGAUCACACUUGUUGAGCGUGGCAGCCAAAGGCGGAACUCGACCGAGCAAUCUCUUUCUCGCACAACAAGCAACGAAAGUAUACACAGCAAGCGCAGUUUGCCGAGCAUGAAGUCUGGGCGCAGUCAUGCCAGUGAAGAAUCAACUCGAAGCGAGGCCGAUAGACUCAUUGACGCAAUUUCAUCACCCGUCGAUGCCAAAAGAGGCGCGCCUUCCCGUGGAAAGGGUUCUGGUAGUGGACAAAGGCCAAUGUUGGGCUCACGACAUAGUACAUCAGCACUCCCAAGCAGCAGCCAGUCACUAAGGCCUCGAUCAAUGAGCAACGAAACCAACCCACAAGAACUAAGUACAGAGGUAAUAAGAGACCCGCCUGGCAGGAAAAGUAUCAUGGACCAAGGACGACCCGUUCGAGCCGUGCGCGUGCCAGAGGAAACAGACGAUGUUCCUCCUGCAGCUCAAGACCAACCACAGGAGUCGUCGCGCGUCCUUGGUGCGCAUCAAGAGGAACCUCCGGAGACAACAGAUGAAGCUCCUACAGCGGACCAUAUGCGUGUCUUGGUUGCCGAGGACGAUCCGGUCAACAGUAGGAUCAUCAAGAAACGACUCGAGAAAAUGGGUCACGAAAUCUACCUUACCUCAAACGGCGAGGAAUGUUCCAGCACUCAUGGAGACAAGAGCGGCUACUUUGAUGUUGUCUUGAUGGACAUGCAGAUGCCUAUUGUGGAUGGUCUCACAGCUGCCAAGGUUAUUCGUUCAUUUGAGAAGUCGCAUCCUUCACAUUUGCUCUCUACCCGGGCAUCUCUCAACGGCAGAAUUCCUAUCAUUGCAGUUUCUGCAUCUCUUCUUGAGAAAGAGCGCCAAAUAUAUGUCGAUGCUGGCUUUGACGGCUGGAUUCUUAAGCCUAUCUCUUUCCCGCGUCUUCAAGAGAUCAUGACCGGAAUUGUUGACAAGAAUGUUCGCCACAAGAACGUCUAUGUCAAAGGCGAGUGGGAACGAGGUGGUUGGUUUGAAGAAUCUCAGUCUGAUGUCUGGGAUGCCGAGACAAAACCAGACGACGACAAAAUCGCCAUGUCUGGACCUAGCAAUGCUGUGCAAAAAGAGGCUGCUAGUGAUGACCCGCAAGAGAAGGGGGACGACGAAGACGACAGCAGACAGACCCAGGAGCAGCACAGAAUAGCCAACGUGCAA
This is a messenger RNA of Aureobasidium melanogenum CBS 110374, 4218 nucleotides long. RefSeq lists its product as uncharacterized. NCBI's taxonomy places the organism in Eukaryota, Fungi, Ascomycota, Dothideomycetes, Dothideales, Saccotheciaceae. The annotation marks the transcript as partial. The transcript has 2 exons. Gene Ontology annotation, biological process: detection of visible light; regulation of DNA-templated transcription; phosphorelay signal transduction system. Gene Ontology annotation, molecular function: protein binding; phosphorelay sensor kinase activity. The record is from RefSeq and is a predicted model, not a curated record.